Molecule: messenger RNA, 1433 nt
Organism: Mangifera indica (mango)
Lineage: Eukaryota; Viridiplantae; Streptophyta; Magnoliopsida; Sapindales; Anacardiaceae
Product: protein JINGUBANG-like
Exons: 1
Coding region: 321-1433 (370 amino acids)
Molecular function (GO): protein binding
Source: RefSeq, a predicted model, not a curated record
CACAUGUUGGAUUGAUUUUAAGUUAAAUAUAAAAGAAUCACCUAACCCUACAUUUGGAAGAAUAUGUAGGGCAUUCAAAUAAGUUUAAGAAAAACCUGAGAGCCUACUGCAUAUCUUCCAUGCUCCACCUUCAAUUGAUUCGUAGGCCCUCAAUUUAUUCAUGUGUUCACUCCAAAGCUUGCCACCUUUCAGCUUCGUGAACCCGAAACUAAUUCCUCCAUUAAAAUAAUUUCCCACAUGUUCCACCAUAACGCUAACCUCAAUCUCUAUUCUCUAUUAUAUAUUUCUUAUUCCUCACUCUCCCAAAACCUCAAAAAAUCAUGUCUUCCAAUGGGUAUAGCGUCUCUUCACUCUCUCAAAUAAGUCCUGUCCCUCAUGAAACAUUGGAACAUCAAUGCAUUACCACCCUUAAAAUCCAAAAUCCUCAUAUCAGCUGCCUGGCAGCCCACAACAACCUUCUCUACGCUGCUUCCAUCAACGAAAUCAGCGUAUUCGAUUUAUCUAAUUAUGCCUUUAUUGAUAUGUUUAACAAUGAUUUAGCUUCUGGUUCUGUCAAGUCCAUCGCUUUUAGCAGUACAAAUAAAGUCUUCACCGCCCAUCAAGACUGCAAAAUAAGAGUGUGGCAAAUGACACCUUCAAAGCGACACCAACUUGUCUCCACACUCCCCACUGUCAUAGACCGUUUUCUCCACUUUAUGUUGCCCAAAAACUACACGACUGUAAGGCGUCACAAGAAGCGGCUUUGGCUUGAACACUGGGAUACAGUUUCACAUUUAGUAGUAACAGAAGGGUUAAUGUACUCAGUUUCUUGGGACAAAAGUUUUAAGAUAUGGAACCCCACAACUUAUCGGUGCUUAGAAUCUGUCAACGCACAUCAAGAUGCAGUAAACGCAGUGGCGGUGUCUGACAUCGGUGUUGUUUACACAGCUUCAGCCGAUGGACUUAUAAGAGUAUGGGAAAGAGUUGACAAAGAUAGUAAACACAAGCUAAUUGCGACAUUGGAGAAGCAUAAGGCACCGGUCAAUGCUCUUGCACUGAAGCGUGACGGUUCGUUUUUGUUUUCAGGCGGCUGUGACCGUUCGAUUGUGGUGUGGAGGAGAGAAAGCAGUGUUCAUCGGAUGGUAUUUGUGGAAGCACUAUGGGGUCAUACAGGAGCUAUAUUGUGUUUGAUUAAUGCUGAUGAUUUGAUAGUAAGUGGAUCGGCUGAUCAAACGGUGAGGGUUUGGCAGCACGGUGAGAAUGGUUAUCGUUGUAAUACAAUCUUAAAGGGGCAUGAAAAACCAGUAAAGUCAUUGGUAAACGUUAAAAGUGGUAGCCGCGGCGGCGUCGUUUCGAUUUGUAGCGGCAGCCUUGAUGGAGAAGUUAAAGUAUGGGAAGUGUCGAAGAAGAAGCUGAAGAAGUUUGAACUCUACAAACUGUCUUCCAAAGAGUGA